Molecule: messenger RNA, 2133 nt
Organism: Acanthopagrus latus (yellowfin seabream)
Lineage: Eukaryota; Metazoa; Chordata; Actinopteri; Spariformes; Sparidae
Gene: saal1
Product: serum amyloid A-like 1
Exons: 13
Coding region: 156-1565 (469 amino acids)
Source: RefSeq, a predicted model, not a curated record
AAGAAGAGUGCGCAUGCGCAUUCAGCUUCCCUGUAGUAAAUGGAGGCAUCUUGAAAUGUCGCCUGGAGACCGGUUGCUGUAAAGACUGACUACACACGAUGAUAAUGUGUUUCAUAUUUACCAGCUAGAGUUAGUUUGUGUAGAGAGCGGUCACUAUGGACGGUAGAUGUGAUGGUGCUGAUGAAGUGGAGGCUGAGGGAUCCUCAUCUCCAACUGCAAUACACUCUCCUGUCAUGGACCGUAACCCAUCACCACCUCCAGACACAGCCGACGGAGAGGAGGACGGAGACCUGGAUGCCAUUGGAGACACCGUUUACAGCAAACACUGGCUUUUCAGCACCCUGACUCGUCUCAUCCAUAUGGUCACAGAGCAUUCAGAAGUGGAUUUUGAGGGUCAGAUGCAGCUCCCUGAUGAUGAUGAGGAAGAUCUGUGUAGAGUCUGGGAUAUGGCGAUGGAUAAGGACGUGGCUGGUUUUCUGCAGGAAUUCAAAGCUACAGAUAUCCUUCUAGGGGUGAUAGCCAAAUCUUGUUGUCCACGUCUCACAGAAAUUUGUGUGGGAAUCCUGGGAAACAUCGCUUGUUUUCCCGACACUUGUCUUACUCUCAGCCAAAACGACGACUUGGGAGCUGUGCUGUUGCUUCUUCUUGGAGACGCAGAUCCUCCGACCAUCCUGGAAACAAGCAGAUUGCUGCUGACUUGUGUCUCUCAAAAAGAUGUCUGUUCCUUGUGGCUUCAGCGAAUAAAACAGCAGACGUCUGUGCGCUCCAACCUCUGUUUCAUCAUGUGCAGCUCUACCAACACCGACCUGAUUGAGAAGGUUGGAGAGCUGGUCGACAAACUGUUCGACCUUGACGAAGAGCUGAUGAAGAGUUGGAUCACAGCUCAGCCAAGUGAAGAGGAGGGGGGUGAUGGUGAAAGCCAUCUGGAUGUGGUCUCAUGUCUUCUCGAGGCUGCCAAGCAGCUUAGAUCAGAGAGUCCGAAUGGCUUAGAGGUAUACCUUCACGCCCUCCAACUUCUCACCACCAUAGAUGAGGGGAUUCAGAGUUUUGCUGCCCCCGAUGGACCCGGAAAAGCAGUAUGGGACUUCAUCUGUGACGUUGUGUGUGAGGACCUGUGCCAGCCAAAUGAUCUUCCAGUUGUCCUGCAAGAGCAGAAGAGCAUUUUGGUUCAGGCAUUUUCUGUGCUGCACGCUCUUUAUAGAUGCCAGGACCAGUGGUGCAGCAAAAGGGACACAAGUCUACCUCUUAUUGGGACCAUUCUGCGGGUGCUUCAGUACCACAGGGAGGGCAAACAUGACAGUGCAAGCAAAGAAGACACAAGCGACGAACAGCUCCAGGCUCUAGCAGAGAUCACAGCUGAGUUUCUAGCUGACAUCUGCAUUCAGAUUCCCAAGGACACUGUGGCAGAUUUGGUGGCAAAAGGCUACCUUACAGAGAAGACUUCUCUCACAGCUGCAAGCAGUUUAAUGCCGAACUUUAAGACUUCAUUUCAGCACCUGCAGUCCAUGUUGUCAGAGACUGAUCCCCAACUGGCAGACGUUGUGAGGAAACAGUUUCCUGUCUGAGGCACCCAGCAGAUCAGUGUUCAGCACUCAUCCAGACUCUCAUUGCUGCUUUUUUUGUAGUGGCUUUUUUUUUUUUUUACCUCUCCAAAGAUCCUGCCUCAAGUCAUGCUUACUACAUGGAUUUCCGAUGGGAAGACUCGACAAGGUUUUCACUCCAUCACAAGUGACAAACUUAACAAAAUUCCCUAAAAUUUAAUUGUGUAAUGGUUUAAUGUUUUCUUUAUUGCUCUGUGAAUGCUAUUUUUGUAAUAAAUAACUUACUUGUCUUUUAUGAAAAAAGAUCCUUCUUUGAAGAAUUUGUGCUUAGAAGCUUUUAUCCUCAUACAUGUUGGCUCAAUGCACAGUUUUAAGCAAUUGAUGGAAAAAAAAUCCCUCACUGGUGAAAAGCCUUUUUGGCAUUUAAUUUUAACAUUUUUUCUUUCUUUUUAAAAAUGGUCAGUACCAGGAAGCAUGAAACACGUAUACACAUGCGAUGUCAGGAAAAUAAAAUAAAAGAUAAAUGAUAAGUAGGACAUACAGACAUGUGAGAUUCGGUCCACAAUAAAAAGAAAAGAAAACGUCAACUUUA